CCCAUCCUAACCUUUGAGUUGAAUAAUUAUGGAAUGGGUUUGUAAACUCGUGAAGUCAGACAAUCUGUAUGUAUUUAUUCUAUAUCUUACUUUAAAUAUGAUUAUAACCCUGUAUCUUAUAUUUCUACUUCAGUUGCAGUAUUCUAUUUAAUUGAGUGCAUCAUAUUUAGUGUGUAUGAGUGUACUCCAGAGAGGAGCACUACAUCAGGUACUGAAUUAGUGCUUGAACUUCGGGUCAAUAUGUUCUUUGAAUUUGGCAUUUUUUCUCUUGCUGACAUUUUUUAGUUUUGUUCAUGAGGUCUUGAAUUAUUUUUGAUGCACCUUUGGGGGAUGAUGACAGAAUCAUGUCCUUGUGUGUGUAACCGGUGGACUUUGGUAUUCUCUGCGUUGUGUGUUGAUUAAUACGCUGCAGGCCAUUAAUGUCUUUGGAGGCGAUCUCCGUUUAUUUCUGACGGCGAAAAGGGGAACAACAAAAUCCUUUCGUCAAUCACACUUGUGUACUUCAAGCCUCUACGCAAAUCAAACAACACAGGAAUAUGUUAGAAUAUGACACAGCGAGUCAAAGCUGUAACACAAAUUCCAUAAACCUAGCUUCACAGCGGAAGUUACUACAACCACAAUGUGGCUUACCUCUCCCAUGUAGUACAACAGCAAAAGGGCAGAGGUAGCGUGGGAAACACCCCUUUAUAGGAGGGUAACCCCCAAAAGUGGACGUAGGGGUACAUGAGUUGAGUCUCACUAGUUCCUCAUGUCAGGUUAAAACACAGAUUUUGGGUAAUUAUAACACUGAAUAUGACUGAAUAUUACUGCUAUAAUCACAUGUACAUAAUGACAACAACGUUUUGGAAUGAAUAUGUAUAGCAAUAUACAUCUGAUAUCAUAGUUUAAAUGUUCCAAUGUCCUUAGGUUUUAUUUUAGCUUCAGUGUUUUUAGAGUGUACUGUGCAAUAUGGGGAACAUGUUCUCAGAAAAGGACAUCACUUAACUGAAAUGCAGCCUAACAGCACUGACAUCCAGCAUCCAAGAGAUAGUCUGCUCUGAUCACCAUGUAUGAGCGUUCAUGGCUUCAUUAUUGCACACGUAAAGCCACUAUAUUUACUAACGCACCGGCCAACUAAUAAAUCCACUCAUCUCUCGAGCUGCAGGCCGUCCGCCCGGGCAGCGGGUCAGUAAACCCACCAUUCAACGUUGUUGGGAGGCCGGCGUUUAUAUGUGUGACUGUAAUACAGCUGCCACUCCCGUUCACUUUCACUUCACCAGAAACGUACUGCGCCCGCUGUACUUGUCUCCCGCGCGCUCUACACUGCACGCACCACACAGGUAUCUCCCCGCCCCGUCUCUCUCCUGAAGGGAUGGACUUCCCUAGCCCGCAGUAUGCUACUGUUACAGUAUAUAGUACAGUGAAGCGUCGGCUGCCAUUAAACGUUUGUGGAGUUUUAUUUUAGUUGGUAUUUUAUUUUUUGACCAAGAGAUGCUGAUUUGAAUCCGUUGUUACGAAAAGUUACGGUAGUUCUUGUUUCGGCUGGAGAGAGUUUACCGCUGUAUUCACCCUCCACCGGGAAGAAGGGAGGAAGGGAGGCUCGUUCAGCUGCGAGGGAGACUACAGACGGAGUUCCGUCCAUCACGGAGUGGGAGUGGGCAGGUUGUGGUUUGGAAUUGGACCAGAGUUUCAGGAAAAGACUCAAAGUGAAGUGAGUGUUCAGCCAUACUCCGAGAACUCAUGGCUUCCAGAUUACAGGAAGAUCUCAGCUGUCAGAAGUCUCUGCAGCCCUUCCAGGAGAAACUGAAGCUCUUUGAAGAACUUAAAGUGAAGUUUGAUCAGACAGCAGGACACAUGGCGGUCCAGGCCCGACGCACAGAGCUGCAGAUUAAGGAGCAGUUUAAGAAGCUUCACCAGUUUCUAGAAGAGGAAGAGGAGGCCAGGAUGGCUGCACUGAGGGAGGAAGAGGAGCAGAAGAGGAGGAUGAUGGAGGAGAAGAUGGAGGCUGUGAGCAGAGAGAUAGCAGCUCUUUCACUCACAGUCAGAGCCACAGAGGAGGAGCUGAGAGCUGAAGACGUCUCCUUCAUGCUCAACUACAAGGCUGCAGUGGAGAGGCUGCAGCGCCCCCUGCUGGAGGAUCCACAGCUGCCCUCAGGGGUUCUGAUAGACCAGGCCAAACACCUGGGCAACCUCAGCUUCAACAUCUGGAGCAAGAUGAAGGACAUGGUGUCCUACUCUCCUCUCAUCCUGGACCCAAACACUGCUGAUCCAUACCUCAUCCUGUCUGAAGAUCUGACCAGAGUGACACGAGGAGGGAGACAGGAACUUCCUGAUAAUCCAGAGAGGCUGGGUUAUUACGGCUCUGUCCUGGGCUCUGAGGGCUUUAACUCAGGGACUCACAGCUGGGACGUCCAGGUUGGAGACAAUCAAGACUGGGAACUUGGUGUGUUACCAGAGUCUGUCCAGAGGAAGGGAGACAUAUCACCUGGAUCAUGGAAAAUAUGGAUCGACUUGUAUGGUCAAUACACAGCAUCCUCCCCCUCAGAUCAGGACACUGAUCUCCCCCUGCAGAAGGAGCUCCAGAGGGUCAGAGUGAGUCUGGACUGGAGCAGAGGAAAGCUGUCCUUCUCUGAUCCUGACACUAACACACAUAUACACACCUUCACACACACUUUCACUGAGAGGAUGUUUCCGUACUUUUACACUACGGAGGAACUGAAGGUGUUACCACUGAAGGUCUGUGUGGAUGUGGAACAGCAGGAUUAGAUCUGGGAUGAAAAGAAAACCACAUAUGUUUCCAGGUGGGAACAAAUAAAUGUAUACUUAAAAGGAAAUCACAUAAAUGUAAAAGAGUUAACAUCUGAAUAUAGUAAUGACAUCAAACCGCGGGUCACCUGGAGAUAACAUGUUUGAGAAACGUAGGAGAGCUUUUCAAAAUCUGUGGUGUGUGUUCUUUCAGCUUAAAGACAUUCUCUGUACAUUAAAGUUCCUGGAAUAAAGAAUUGGCUCAUCGUAAA
Eleginops maclovinus (Patagonian blennie) is the source of this 2996-nucleotide messenger RNA. Its product is annotated as E3 ubiquitin-protein ligase TRIM35-like. The record is from RefSeq and is a predicted model, not a curated record. Gene Ontology annotation, cellular component: cytoplasm. Gene Ontology annotation, molecular function: protein binding; ubiquitin protein ligase activity. Bases 1720 to 2745 code for a protein of 341 amino acids. Lineage: Eukaryota; Metazoa; Chordata; Actinopteri; Perciformes; Eleginopidae. The transcript has a single exon. Gene Ontology annotation, biological process: protein ubiquitination.